This is a messenger RNA of Anopheles funestus (African malaria mosquito), 2989 nucleotides long. RefSeq lists its product as uncharacterized. Gene Ontology annotation, cellular component: mitochondrial inner membrane; mitochondrion. The transcript has 5 exons. The coding region runs from base 1032 to 2930 and encodes 632 amino acids. The record is from RefSeq and is a predicted model, not a curated record. Gene Ontology annotation, biological process: ubiquinone biosynthetic process. Lineage: Eukaryota; Metazoa; Arthropoda; Insecta; Diptera; Culicidae.
UUUCCACAACAUAAAAAACGUUUGCGGUAGAGGGAAUUUUCCCGGAAAGAAUUUCAUAAUUGCGUACGGGGAAAAAGAAAAACAAUGCAGUGUCAUAUCUGUCAAACUCAGUUAUCCGGGUACGUAUGUCAAUAGAGGAAGUCUACGCAGCUCGUUGUGCAAGAAGUACUGGUGGUAGCGGUGGUGGCGCAUGGAAGUGUUUUGUUGAUGGAAUCCGUGGCCUUCCGAAAGGUUUCGGUUGUUCAGUUCCUCGGUGAUUUUGUGCGUUCGUGCCUGUAGAUUGGAUAAUUUGUCCCGUGAUUGUGUCAUCAGCAUGGCAUUCUGAAACGCGUUUUUCUUUUGUUGGAAACGGUGAAGCACACAACCGCUACGUCUCAUUAUCCGGGGCCCUUUGGUAAUACUUGGCAGUGAUUUGCUUUUGAAUAUGUUGUGCCAUCCCGUUCGGUAUUGUGGAAAAGGAUCGUUAACGUGCGAAAACCAUCGACCAGCAAAAUCCCGAGUGUAAUCGAACGUGAGUCGGCCAUCAUUGUUAAUUAAAAGUUAGCUUUGUAGACGAUUUUUUGCAAAUACGGUAUACAAAGCCGGCGUUCAGCAAACAAAUCAAGUGUCAAAUCUCGGCGGAUUAUUGGAAGUAGUCCACCUCAGUAGCCGGAGGUCGUUGGACAGAGCAAUCCUUAAAAAUCGUGAAAGAAUGUGGAUCAGUGCCAUGCGGUAGAUGCUAAAUCUGAGCAGAACGAGCAAUAACGGGUGACCCGUAAGAAUGCUGGAUCGAUCCGAUUCGUACGAAUAUGGUACUGGAGCGGCACUAGGUACGAGGCCGAAGGCAAACGCAAAUAGUAGAAAUCUUCAUUCAAGGAAUCAACAUAAAUCUCGGCCAACAGCUACAUCAACAGCAGCAACACUCAUUAGCGAUAAGCGACACACGGCAAUAGAAUCUCACAACCAUUUGGUUCGAAGUGCGGCACAAAACAUAGCCAACACUGAUCCCGUGCGGAAGUAACGUAAGCUACUAGACGUUAUCGGUGGUCGUCAUGAUAGCUUAUCUGUCGAAAAUGCGUUCGUCGGCGUCGGAAAUGAGUAGUUCCGAAACUACCCAAUUUCUAAAACUAUCCAGUGCCGUUUUUUACGGCCUGUCAUCGUUCCUGAUUACUGUAGUCAAUAAGACCGUACUGACCAGCUACCGAUUUCCUUCGUUCCUCGUACUCAGCCUCGGUCAGCUGACCGCCAGCAUCGUGGUGCUGUUUGUCGCGAAACGAUUACAGCUGGUGAAGUUUCCCGAUUUUAGCCGGGAUAUUCCGAGGCGAAUAUUCCCGCUGCCACUAAUCUAUCUCGGUAACAUGAUGUUCGGUUUGGGUGGCACCCAAGCCCUGAGCCUGCCGAUGUUUGCCGCCCUGCGAAGAUUUUCUAUUCUACUGACAAUGCUGCUAGAGUUGCUAGUGCUCGGAAUACGGCCCACGCUUGCCGUGAAAGUUAGCGUAUUUGCCAUGGUCGGAGGCGCACUGAUGGCCGCCCUAGACGAUCUUUCCUUCAAUCUGCAGGGCUACAUGUACGUGAUGAUCACAAAUACGCUUACGGCGGCGAACGGAGUCUACAUGAAGAAGAAGCUGGACACGGCCGACAUGGGAAAGUACGGACUGAUGUACUACAACUCGCUGUUUAUGAUUCUGCCAGCAUUUGUCGGAACCUGGCUGGCCGGUGACAUCGAUCGUGCGUGGCAGUAUGAAGGAUGGAACGAUCCGUUCUUUGCCACCCAGUUUCUAUUGUCCUGCGUAAUGGGUUUCAUCCUGUCGUACAGCGUCAUACUCUGUACGCAGCAUAACUCUGCCCUUACCACCACCAUCGUUGGGUGUCUGAAGAACAUCAGCGUUACCUACAUCGGGAUGUUCAUCGGUGGCGAUUACGUGUUUUCGUGGCUUAAUGCGCUCGGCAUCAACAUCAGUGUGGCCGGCAGCUUGCUGUACACCUACGUAACCUUUCGCAAGAAACCAAACAGUUCCGGUGGUGGUGGAGAUACGACCUCGUCCGACAAAAAGCUGCUUCUUCCCGCGGCCGGAAGAAUCGAUAACGUGCGUACUUACAGUUUCGCCAUGUUUGCUCGAAAAAGUUUCCCGAUGCUUUCGGUUAGUAGGAAAUGUGCGUAUCGUUUUCUAACCACCACUUCCGCUGGAACCGAGGGAACUGCGGCAAUCAACGUUUCCUUGAACGAUGGAGAGCAACAGCAAACAGCUCCGGAGAUAGACGAAUUCACAAAAGAAUUCCAUCGGAAUCGAAUCCAAGUUAGCGACAUCCAAAGAUUAAUCUUGAGCGCCGGAAGUUCGGUCGCUGCUUUAAUUGAUCCACGAAGACAUGAUAUGAUUGCCUGCCUUGGCGAAACCACCGGCAGAGAGGCUUUGGAAAAAAUGCUUUAUUAUAUGCGGUCCACCGAAGAGGGACAACAAAUUCUUAGGGAGAAACCCCGCAUCAAUACACGCACGGUGAACAUGGAAGCACUGAAAACGCUUCCUGAAAAUACAUUCGGAUAUACGUACGUUAAAUUUAUGGAAGACAAUAGUAUUACUCCCGACUCACGGAUGGAAGUGCGAUUUUUAGAUGAUCCAGAGCUUGCGUACGUGAUGACACGCUACAGAGAAACGCACGAUAUGGUACACGCUAUUCUCGACAUGCCCACCAACAUGUUGGGUGAGGUAACGGUCAAAUGGGUGGAAGCAUUAAAUACUGGCCUACCGAUGUGCUAUGGUGGUGCCGUGUUUGGUGCUUUUCGACUGCGUCCCAAGCAAAGGCAAAACUAUCUUCGCCAGUAUUUACCCUGGGCUCUUCGAACGGGGCGUCGCAUCAAACCACUUAUGACGGUGUACUGGGAAAAGCGAUGGGAUCAGGAUGUUAGUGAGCUACGCAAAGAGUUAUACAUUGAAUUGCUGAAUGGCAAAUAAACUCCCGUGCCAGCCACCUCGCGUCAUCUAUUUCAGGAAUAAAAUUAGGUAAAUCUGUU